This is a messenger RNA of Colletotrichum godetiae, 2145 nucleotides long. RefSeq lists its product as uncharacterized. The coding region runs from base 1 to 2145 and encodes 714 amino acids. The transcript has a single exon. Lineage: Eukaryota; Fungi; Ascomycota; Sordariomycetes; Glomerellales; Glomerellaceae. The record is from RefSeq and is a predicted model, not a curated record.
AUGUCGCGAAGAUCAUCCGAGAAAUCACCUGGAGAAGAGGAGGACGAGGACGUAUGGCAGUUCCAGCCUUCGGACGACGAGGCGGAAAAGAACCCGCCGGUGCUUCCUUCCGCCAACGACAAGGAAAAUCAAGUGCCUGGCCAGAAGCAGUCGAGCAAACCGCCGAGCAGGACACCUUCCGUCGUUCCCCAGACGCCAACAAAUAAACGCGUUAUUUUCGAGAUUCCAUCGUCUGUAGGUAGCCCUCUCACCCCGAUGCUGGCUAGGUACAGCCCGGCACCCAAAAGGUCUCCCUUGAAAGACAAGUCUACAAACACAAUGUCACCGAUCCCGAAACUUAACACAUCCGUCAAACGCCCGCGAACUCUCACAGUCCAGGAUUCUUAUGCGACGACUGGCAGCCAGAGCUCGAGUCAAAUUGUAUCGCCCACCAAAAUGCCAUUGCAGCCCACCAAGAAUGUCCGUUUCAUCACGCCUCAUCCUACGGCCAGUCUAGCUCCCAUGGAAGAAGACGAGGAAGAGGAGCGAGAACGUGAGGUCAGCCCAUCACCUCGCAGACCACAGAGGUCGCCUCUGGUCGAAAUUGCAGAUUCCGAGGAUGAAUUCGAUAGUCUUGAAAUCCUGGACGAGGAAGCUGAGAGGUACGAGGCCGUUGGCGAAGACACUCAAUUUCAGAUGGACCAGAUUCUCAUCUCUUCAGAGGAGAAUGUGACCUCCGAAGAAGCGUCUCCUGCGGAGGAAGGCGACUCUGAUAAGGAGAAUGUCGCCCCUGCCGCCAGAGAGGACGAUGAUGAUGAUGAUGAUGAUGAUGAAGAGGAAGAGGAUGCGACAGUGGUUUUAUCAAAGCCAUUUGUUUUUGCCAAGUUGGCACGCGAGGAUUCACGCAGAGAGACUGUGGAGGUCAUCACGUCGUCCCCAGAGCCUACACACACCAGUGGCUCAAGCGUUCUUCAGACAGCGAGUAGGGAGACCAACGAAGAGUCCGUCUCUCAGACGACACCCAUACAGAGCCAGAAAACUCCCAAGGCUAAGGGAAAGGCGCCUGUAGAAACACCAAAGACGCCUCACACCCAAGGACUGGAGAGCCAGCGGCUGCCCUACAGUGUCAUUCACGGCAUGGGACGUCAGGGUGAUCGGACCGAUAUAUUUAUUUCCAUACAUCCCGAACAUAUGGACGCUAUCGUGGCUGGCGAGAAAAAUCAUGAGUUUCGCAACUACAGAAUCCCACACACUGUCACCCGCAUGUGGCUUUACAUUACGAAGCCUGUUGCUGAACUUCGGUACAUGGCAUGCAUCAGCGAGGCUAGAUCGCCUGGCGAGAUUGACGAGGAUGGGAUCGGCAACGCGGAUUUCAAUCAGCAUAAGACAUCCAAGUUUGCGUACCACUUAAAGAAGGUCUUUCAGCUGAACGAUCCGAUGCCUUUACAGGAGAUGAUGGGUCUGGAUUGGCUUCACGGACCACCGCAAAAGUAUAACUACGUGCCGCCCGCCGUCGUCGGACAGUUGAUGGCCAACCUGCGCUGUUGCGUUAUCGGUAACGAUGAAGAAGAGGAUGAGGAAGACGUACCGGAACCCGAGACCGGCAGGAAGGAGUCUCUGCCGGCAGCCAAAGGGCCGUCGGAAGAGCAGACGGUCUCCCAAGAGCUCCUUGAGCAGUUCAGAAGCGAUAUCGAGCACUCCACCCAGCACCACUCCUCCGACGCCGACCUGCUCGUACCCUCAAGCCAGACCCCGACCAAGAAUCGCGGCGGCCGAAAGUUCGGUACGGAGCUCCCCCACUUUACCAAGCCGGCUCUGCCCCCGACACCUCUUAGCCGUCCGCCCAACCCGACGCCGCGGCGCGCGGUGCGGCCCUCACAGGCGACGACGGUCAGCCAGACGUCGAGCCCCUCCCAGUCGCCCGUUAAGUCUAGGGCUGCACCGCGGCGGCCGACGCGCUCGAACAACAAUUCGAGCCUGCCCAUCUUUAUGGACGACGAGGAUGAGGACGACAGUCCCGUUCACCUGCCGCUGGGCACGUUCCAGAUGGAUUCCUCGCAGCUGCUGUCCAAGAGCCAGAUGCUGCCCGAGAGUCUGCUGCGUGAUGACGGCGGUGACGACGACGAAAUUAUUGUGUUUGAUUCGGAUCAGGAUGACGAGCUGUAG